AUGAGUCACCAGUUCGCCACCUAUGUGCAGGAUCUGGAGCAAGACCCUUUCGAUGCCACGGAUUUCGUCGAACGCGUGGUGUGGCGGAUUACGCAGGGUUCCGAUACCAUCGAAGAUCCGCUUCAUCUGAAAGAGAAGCUGGAAGAGGAGAUUUCGAGCUUGCAAAUGCUUUGCGAGCAAUUUUCGUCCAAGAUCAACAGCCUCGAGCAGCAACUGAACAACGACAAGCGAGACUAUUGCAAUCAGCUCCAGCACUUGCACGACCAGAAUGCGGUGGCGAUCGAGAAAGUUAGGCAACUAGACAACACUAUGCAAUCCGUAUCGACGGCUGUUGUACACCUUGGCGACCAGCUCGAGAGUGUAGAUGCUCCUAGGACGAGAGCUGCCGAAGCCCUGGCGUUGAUCACCCACUUCGACCAGUUCCUCCUCGAUCAGCCGCUGAACUCGGCGAUCUUCACGGAUCCGGAUAAGCUCCUUGAAUCCGCGGACCUCAUCCAGAAGCUGUACUCCAUCUCCCAGGAGUUGUCGAAGGACAAGUACGCCUUCGUCCAGGCCAGGAUCACGCAUCGGUACGAGGAGAUUGAGAAGCUACUCAUCGACGAGUUCGUCCGCUCUCAGCGAGACGAGAAAAAGAUGUCGCAGGCGGCCAAGGUGCUCGCGGAGUUCAAGGGCUACAGCUCAUGCGUGGAUCGAUAUGUCGAGUUUCUGCACGCCACUUCUUUUCAUCGCGAUCGUGGCGACGUUUUCGCGGAAACAUUGCACCUGUGCAGGAAUGCAAAGCCAAAAAUCGAAGCCAUCUUCCCAAAUCCAACUUCAGUGCUUCAGAAGCUGGUAGCAAGUAUAUUUUCUGGAAAGUUGAAGGAAACCGUCUACGCCAUCCUCCGGGACCAUCGUGAAGCCGGAGACCAAGAAGCGUACCUGGUCGCGCUUUCGGAAAUGUACACCAGUGCUAAAAAGCUGUGUCUCGAGCUAGAAGCUGUUCAUGUGUCUCCGGACCCGACCUUCUUGAAGACGUUGUGCUCAUCUAUAUUUGAGCGAUACAUUGAUGCUUAUCCAAAGGACGAGUUGGACUACCUCAACGCACAGUGCUCUCAAAUUCUAUCCAGAUUCUACGACUCCAAGAAGCAUCAGAAGCGCGCGAUUCAGAGUGGAGGGCUUCAAGAACUUCGUCGAGACGUCACUUUACGGCUCCUUUCGGCGGAUGACUAUGGUGGCGAGACCUUCCUUGCCGAAGAUGUUGCCAUCUCGAUUUUGCAGGAGACGAAGAAUGCGUUUAAUAGAUGUCAAUUGUUUUGCGGAAAAAAGGAAGUGCCUCGUCAAGCUGAGAAGAUUCUUGAUGUUCUACUGGCCAAGCUCGUUGUUGAGCACUUGGAUUAUGCAGUGGAAUUGGCAUUAGCAGGUAUCACCCUGGCCGAGCCAAAAACCGAACCUCCCGCCUAUUUCUUCACGUUCGUCCCCCAGAAUACGGCCAUCAUGCUGCUGUGCGCCAAGCAGUUCGAGGACAGCAUCUGGCCAUUAGUGCGUGGAUCCCUAGCCGAACAGGCCUGCUCGAAGAAGUGGACCGGGGCGUUGAGAAGCUUGGAGACGAAGGUGAACACGGGGAUGAACAGACAGUUGAACGCGAUUCAAGGUUAUACGCGCUUCGUCUUGACGUCACAGCAGAAGAAGGCCGAUUUUAUUCCUGAAGAUGAUCAAGUUCGGAUCGGGACCAGCACGGCCUGCCAAACGAUCCUGCGAUUCCUGAAAUCGCAGCUAACAGCGCUGGAGCGAGGAUGUGAUGGCACGAACUUGCAGAUGACCGAGGUUGAACUGGCCGAUCGAUUGUCCCAGACUGUACUCGCUCACGUCCAAAGCUUCCUCUACAAUUCAGCCGGAGCGAUGCAUUUGUUGUGCGACCUCAACGAGUACAAGAAGUUCGUCUCCGGGUGGAGAUGUGGACGAGAUGCUGUACUACCUUUUGAAAGGUUACACUCACUCGCGAAUCUGCUAGUGGUGCUGCCGGACAGCCUAGCAGAUGCGGCACGAAGUCCGACUCUAGCAAACAUCGACCGGACCCUGAUCGUCAACUUCAUCCAACUCCGCGAGGACCACAAGAAGGUUAAAGCCCAAAACCUGGUCAUC
Mesorhabditis spiculigera is the source of this 2121-nucleotide messenger RNA. The record is from the annotation of a GenBank genome assembly. NCBI's taxonomy places the organism in Eukaryota, Metazoa, Nematoda, Chromadorea, Rhabditida, Rhabditidae.